AGAGAGAGUGAACGAGUGAGGAGUGAGAGAGAGAGUGAGAGAGAGAGAGAAAGAGUGAACGAGUGAGGAAUGAGAAAGAGAGAGAAAAAGAGUGAACGAAGAGUGAGAGAGAAUGAGGGCGUGGUGUGAGGGGAUAGACGAACGGCACGUGCACGUUGAGUGAGUCUCUCAUCGACAACGACCUUCAGUUCAUCACCAAACGUUACUUAUACGAGUCGCGUGAUUUACUUGCUUCUAACCGGCACGAACAUAACCUUAACAAAUUCUUCGAUAUUCAAUUCAACGUGUCUGCUACUAUGAUAACAGAUAGAACGAGACUCGCUUAUGUUACCGCAGCCGCAGUUGGCGCCGGUACAGCAGUUUUUUUUAUUUGGUGGUGGUGGAGUCGCAAACAAAAGUAUCGGGCACCUUCGAAAUGGAGAAAGGUCGGUGAACUUAGCGAUCUUGCUGCAUAUCCGGUGAAAUCAUUGGGCCCAAUUAGAUACACGUCGAUGGAAUGUACUAUGUUGGGCCUUAGAGUGGGAUGGUUACGAGAUCGUACAUUAAUGGUUAUCGAUCUUGAUGGAAACUUUGUCACUGGUAGACAAUUACCAAAAAUGGUUCAGGUAUCACCAAGUAUUACGGGUUCAGUUUUAACCUUGAAUGCACCAGGCAUGAUGUCGGUGUCAAUAGAUCUUGCUUGUAUCAGAGGAAAAGGUUUUCGUGCUGCGGUAUGGGGUCAAGCAGUAGCUGCUUGCGAUUGUGGAGAAGAAGCAGCCAGAUGGUUGUCACGUUUUUUACUUCAGGAAGAUGCCGGUCUUCGUUUGGUUUAUUAUCCGUUAGAACGACCAUCAAGAGAAAUACGAGAGAAGAAUAGGAUUUUCCCUUUGACCGAGAGCAUAGAUACCGGUGCUUAUCCAGAUGCUACGAGCUAUAGUCUGAUAAACGAGUCCUCGGUAACGGAUUUAAAUUCUCGAUUGGAAGAAUCUGUUACACCGUCGAACUUUCGAGCGAAUUUUGUCGUUAAAGGAGCGAUCGCCUUGGAAGAAGAUAUUUGGGAUUGGGUUAAGAUAGGAGACGUAAUUUUUAGAAACAUUAAACCUUGCACAAGAUGUAUAUUUACCACGGUUGAUCCAGAAACUGGUAAAAAAAGUCCGAAGGUCGAACCUUUGAAAACAUUGAAAAGCUAUAGGCAAAUCAUGGAUCCAGAUAUUCGUCCGUUUACUGGAGAUUGUCCGGUCAUGGGAAUUCAUCUUGGUUUAAGAGGACCAAAUGGUUUUGUACGUUUAGGCGAUUCAGUUUACGUUGGUAUUCCAAACGAAGAAGAAACCCCUGUAAUAUCGCCACCAUAGCUACACCGAUGGGCCUCCUGCGAGGAUGAAAUUAUUUUUGACGAAGUUAAUUCUCUCGUUGGAGACCAUAAAACGUGACGUGUUUACAUUGGGGGAGAUAUAAAAAGGAGAAUUAUAUUCAACGUGUUGUUCCUCUUCGAACUUCGAAAUAGAUUUUACAAAAAAACGUACUUCUUAAGAUUUAUUAGCAAUAAUAUUAAGAAAAGAUAUUUCGAAUAUUUUCGACAUAAUGGUGCCAACAAAAGUCAUCAUAAUCAAGAGUAUACGUACCAAUGAUUCAUAAUGAAAUUUCUUUGCUAAUUAGAUUAAUUAAUUAUUUUAUCGUCGUAUUUAAAUAGAUUAGUAGUGGCAAUAUAUACACAUAUAUAUAUAUAUAUAUAUAUAUAUAUAUAUGAGAGAGUUUCCAUCGUUAUGAGUAUUACUGGAUUAGCGAGUUAUAUUUUUGUACGAUGGUUAGAAUUACGUUGAUUAGAUCUAUUUACUAUUUACUCGAUACGCUUUUCAAAAAAAAAAAAAAAAAAAAAAAACGAAAGGGAAUGAAUGAAUGUCGAAUAACGAUAACUUUGUACAGAAGAUGUUAUCGAUUAAGAACAAAUUCUUUUCUAAUUGAGAUAAUUUUUUAAUUGAUCAUUAAAUCGUAAAGUCGAUUUAAAGAAGGAAAAAGAAAAAAAAUUAAUAUACACUAGAUGUAUUUCUUAUUACAAUAAUAUUUAUUUACACUACAAAACAACGAGGUUCGAUUUACACAUAUAAAUAUAAUGCGUUUCGUUUUGUUAUAACAUAAGAAAACACAUUCUUUCACGACGUUACGAAUUGUCUCCUUGAAUUUUCUAUAUUAUUCUCUUUAGAAGUUUUCAAAGAGAGAAAGAGAGAGAGAGAGAGAGAAAGAGAAAGAGAGAGAGAGAGAGAAACAUUAAUUCCGUAUUCUGAGCGUUUGAAUAAAUACUUACGUAAUUUUUAUUACGAAUAAGUAUUUUUCGUAAAUAUUAUGCAUAAGUACGUACUUACGUUGAAUUGAAUUAGAUUGCAAACGAAGAAUUAGACAAAUAGAUCUUCGAAAUAAUGUAUAUUACUCGUUAACAUCAAAAACCAAUGGAGUUUGUAUUAUUUAAACAAUGAUUUGUUUAUUCGAA
Vespa crabro (European hornet) is the source of this 2464-nucleotide messenger RNA. It is a transcript of the gene Marc, whose product is annotated as mitochondrial amidoxime reducing component 2. The coding region runs from base 297 to 1331 and encodes 344 amino acids. Gene Ontology annotation, molecular function: molybdenum ion binding; catalytic activity; pyridoxal phosphate binding. NCBI's taxonomy places the organism in Eukaryota, Metazoa, Arthropoda, Insecta, Hymenoptera, Vespidae. The transcript has 5 exons. The record is from RefSeq and is a predicted model, not a curated record.